Molecule: messenger RNA, 1509 nt
Organism: Naegleria fowleri
Lineage: Eukaryota; Heterolobosea; Eutetramitea; Acrasida; Naegleriidae
Exons: 1
Coding region: 1-1509 (502 amino acids)
Source: RefSeq, a predicted model, not a curated record
AUGGAGUUUGUGAAAAAUGUUAUGAAUGCUAUGAAACAAAAUUACGCCAUUAUCAGCGAACAAUUAAUUGAAAACCAAAAUACCAAAACAGCUCACCUCGUUGCAAGAACACAAGAAUACAAAAAUGUCAUCAAAUCAUUGAAGGCAAAAAUCUCUCGACGAGAUACUACAAUUAAGAAUUUCGAAUUAAUUGAAGAAAAAGAUCAAAAACAUUAUUUGGUAGAACUUCUCUCGAUUGCGCUAGAAGAAGGAAAGUUACAUGAAACCCAGUUCUUUUAUCAAUUAUUAGAAAAUACUUUGCAAAAUUUGGUUUCGUCGAAAAAUGUUAACGGUUUUCGAUACAAAGAGUGUAUCAUUCAUUGGUGUUUAUUACUUCGAUUUUAUGGUGGUUCUCGUUUGUGGAAUAUUUUGAAAGGAAAUUCUCCCGGUGAAACUAUAACAUCUGAAAACGCAUUAGAUAAGCUUAAUCUAUUACUUCCAUCUAUCUCAACAAUUAAGAGCUAUCUUCCAGACUUGUCUUUUGGUAACCUUGUCGACAGUGAUUUGAAAGAUAUUGUUAAAGCCAUGGCAUUGAAUAAUAUUAGUAAUAAGAUCAUAAUUUCAUAUGAUGAAAUAGAGAUUAGAGGAGGAUUAUGUGUGAUGAAAAGUACUGGAAAAGUAAUUGGAUUCACAAAUUGCAAUGAAAAGUCGUUUGAAGAUAUAUAUAACGCAAAAAGAGAAAUUACACCAGACGAUAUUGCUAGUCAUGUGUGCCAGUUUUUUGCAACAACUAUUGACGGUGAGAUGUCUUUUCCUAUUUGUUUUGGUGGUCACGAAUCAAACCAUUAUGAAUUUAUUACAAAGAAAAUGACAGAAAUUAGAGAUCAAUUCAAACGAACUUCUUAUGGAGAUUAUGUUUUAGAAGUGGUUAGAGGUUGUAGUGAUGGAUUAGCUGGUAAUUAUCAAUAUGCAACCUCUCAUACUAAUGAAAAUUAUGUUCACCUUUUUGAUUGGUCUCAUUUGCUCAAACGGUUGAGAAAUUGUUUAUUGAAAGGGGAUGAUUUGAUUAUUGAAAAAGAGAGUUUUUCUAUGAAUACAUUAUUGAAGGUUAGAAAUGAACCCCAAUUGCGAGACUGGGUAUCGGAAAAUAUAAUUUACCCAGUCGACAUUAUGAAAAUGGAACCUGUUUUUGCAUUGAUAGAUUCUAAUGUUAUUAGUGGAAUUGAACAAAGCAAGCAAAUAGGAUGUUGUGCAUUAGCAAAAUAUUUAACGUUAAUGCAACAAAUACAUCAAAUUUUUGACGAUGAACGAUGUUCAAACUGGAAUGAGAAAAAACAAUUAAUUGAAUCUGUACUGACAACACUUAAGGAAUGGAAAGAUGCAAAUUCUAACAUCAUUAGUGACGAAUUGUAUUCUCAUAUUGUGAUGACUAUGACUUCACUUCGUUCUCUUUUUGAAAAAUAUGGAAACCAUACUCAAAUUAAGGCUUGUGGAAUUUCGACAUUAAUUGUUGAACUUUUUUUUCCUUAA